Molecule: messenger RNA, 1200 nt
Organism: Angiostrongylus costaricensis
Lineage: Eukaryota; Metazoa; Nematoda; Chromadorea; Rhabditida; Metastrongylidae
Source: the annotation of a GenBank genome assembly
AUGUUCAUUGGGUCACUCGAGCCGGCAGAACUUGCUGGACAACACCAGUUCGUGACAGGAAUGAAGGAAAAUUUCGUUGACAAUCGUCCGAGUCAUUCAACGGAUCGUGACAAGAAAAUUCGAACCAAACAUGCAAUGAGCGAUGUAGGAGGAAAGACAACUUCGCAGGAUAUGAGGGUGGAUCGCUGGUUUCUAACGAGAUUUUCAAUCGACAACGCAUACGGGGGACUUUGUGAAGAGUUCAUCUCACUGGAUGGAGGUCCGAGCGCUUGGGAACAGCAAACUGGAAGGGGUAACCCGUUCAUCGCCACACCGUUUGGUGGAAAUGCAAAUCGACAGCUUAAGAUCAAUGCACAGCGUAUUGGGCCGCUCUUCCAUGGUCAAUAUCUGGCGAGUGAGGGACCCACGGUGAGCAGCGUGUUCGACUUUUGGUGUAUGGUUUGGCAGGAGAACGUUGAGCGUAUCUUAUCGGUGAACUUCCCAUAUGAAGAACGCCUCUAUCCUUCAAUGUAUGAUCCCUCGAAAGAAACUAUUCAGUACUGGCCCACUGAAAUUGGAGAGACAGUUGUCUAUAUGCCAUUUAAGGUCACGUGCGUCAACACACGAAUGAUGAUAUCGCCAGGUAUCUUAGCCGUGACGCCUAAUGAAAUGGUUUAUCGGGUGACUCAUUUACGGAUUUCUUACUCAAAUCCUAUUGGUGCUCCUCAACCAGACCGAGAUCUUGUACAUAUGUGCUACUACCGAUGGCCCGACGGCGGUCUCCCAAUACCAUGGCCCAUAACAAUGUCAUAUGCGACCACCGCGUUGCGAAUCAUUGACAUCGUCGACAGGGAGUUGCCACCGUCGACAUCGUCGCUGCUGGUACACUGCCAUGCUGGACUGGGCCGCACGGGUGUUUUCAUUGCACUCGAUGUUGCAUUGCGGCAGUUGUAUCAGAACAAUACAGUUAAUAUCAGGGGCGUUGUUGAAAAACUUCGUGAAAAACGUGCGCGAGCGGUAAUGAACCCAUGGCAAUACGCGUACAUAAACGCCGUCGUGGCCGAGAAGGCUCUUCAGUGUGGAGUUCUGUCGCCGUGUUUGGGUGGGCACAGUGUUCGACACCUCAUCGACCGAUUAUGGAAGGAUCUCUUCGAUGAAGUUCAUCGUCAGUUUCAAGGAAACAUGCUGACGUACACUCCAGAAUUGCUGUGUGUGUGCUGA